Molecule: messenger RNA, 1282 nt
Organism: Asterias rubens (European starfish)
Lineage: Eukaryota; Metazoa; Echinodermata; Asteroidea; Forcipulatida; Asteriidae
Product: parkin coregulated gene protein homolog
Exons: 3
Coding region: 1-990 (329 amino acids)
Cellular component (GO): neuron projection; vesicle; cytosol
Molecular function (GO): Hsp70 protein binding; Hsp90 protein binding
Source: RefSeq, a predicted model, not a curated record
AUGAGUGCCUCGGUGAAAGCGUCAUCUUCAUCGUCGUCUUCAUCUUCCUUAUCAUCCUGUUCACAUACAGCAGCUAACGACUCGGGUCAAGAACAUAACUGCAAUCACAACAGCAUCGCUCAGCAGAGGAAGAAAGAUGGCGGACAACCAAAUCGUAACCAUCACAUCAACGGGGAAAACGGUCGCUGUACUGAAGAAUUAACUGAAACACCACAAUCGUUCCUGACAAAGAACGGACACUCUCCUCCAUGUGAGCUACCACCAGUGUAUAAAAGGCCACCCGCUAUAAAACCACGCCCAGUUAAAGCAAGAAACGGCAAGAAAAUCACAGCUAGUCCAUUCUCACUGUUGUCCUCAAGAGAUAACACCAUUUUGAAACGUCCCCCGGUUGCUGGGGCAUUUCAAAUCAGAUCAUGCCCUCCAUCAGAGUUCCGGUUUUUCUAUGAGAGAGGAGAUUUUCCGAUUGCAGUGGACCAUGAUUCAAGAAAUAAUAAGAUAUCAUGGAAGGUUGAGAUUGAGAAGUUAGACUUUCAUCACUACCUGCCAUUGUUCUUUGAUGGACUUUCUGAGACCAAGUUUCCCUAUGGCUUCUUGGCCCGUCAAGGCAUAUACGACAUGCUGGCUCAUUGCGGUCACAAAGCUCUUCCAGUUAUUCCACAACUCAUCUUGCCCAUCAAGAAAGCACUCCAGACAAGGAACCCUCAGGUGAUAUGUACCACGCUGAAGGUUCUACAGGCAUUAAUCCACGCAGAUGAAAUGAUAGGAGAGGCGCUAGUACCAUACUACCGACAAAUACUUCCCGUCUUACAACUCUUCAAGAACCGGAACCAGAACCUUGGAGACGGGAUCGAAUACAAUCAGAGGAAGAAGGAGAACAUGGGAGACCUCAUCAAUGGAACUCUAGAGUUAUUGGAGAAACAUGGAGGUCCUGAUGCAUUCAUUAAUAUCAAAUACAUGGUGCCCACGUACGAAUCGUGCGUUCUGAACUAAAGUGUCGAAUAGUGUUCAAACAGAAUGGUGCCCGAUUACAAAUUAUUCCUUAUAUUAUUAAAAUAGGAGUCUUCCUCUGUGCUGUAGUAUAAUACGAACAUGAAAGGACGACAGAGCUACAUCAGAGAUGUGUUAUGGUAUAGGUUACUGCUAAGAAUCAUUGAUAAAAUUCAUAUUGGAGUAUGUGCCCCGAGAAUGCGAAUCUUCUGUACUGAAUUAUGUUAAAGGCAGUGGGCACUAUUGGUAACUACUCAAAAUAAUUAUUAGCAUAAAACCUUUCUUGUUGAUGAGU